This is a messenger RNA of Tinamus guttatus (white-throated tinamou), 1720 nucleotides long. RefSeq names its product casein kinase 1 gamma 1 (gene CSNK1G1). Gene Ontology annotation, biological process: protein phosphorylation. Lineage: Eukaryota; Metazoa; Chordata; Aves; Tinamiformes; Tinamidae. The record is from RefSeq and is a predicted model, not a curated record. Gene Ontology annotation, molecular function: ATP binding; protein serine/threonine kinase activity.
AGCUGCUGUGCUGCUCUGGUGCCCCAGUACUUGCUUACGCUGUGACUUUGGAUAACGAAGAGAAGUGAAUUACGAAACAUAUGGUAAGAAACCGAAAGCAACUCGCCUUUAUUGAGUUCUCAAGAACAUAAUUGACCACUUGGUACAUUAUGAAGAUGCAUUAGGAAACUGGAUAUGGUGCCAAAAGAACUCCACACGUUUCCAUGACUCUCUUGGACCCUGACUCAGAUAUUUUUGGAUAUAUAUUUCUCUUCUAAGAAGAAGAGUGCAUCCUCCAAGUGCUCUCUGCCAGCUCACUGGCAGAGAUCUUGUGCUAAGAUCAUGGACCAUUCUAACAGGGAAAAGGAUGAAAGGCAGCGCACGACGAAGGGGAUGCCGGGCAGGAGCGGGCACGGUACUCGGCCGUCGAGUUCAUCUGCAUCUUCUGGUGUUCUUAUGGUGGGACCCAACUUCAGAGUGGGCAAGAAGAUUGGGUGUGGGAACUUUGGAGAACUCAGACUAGGCAAAAAUCUCUACACCAAUGAAUAUGUAGCGAUCAAACUGGAACCAAUAAAAUCACGUGCACCACAGCUUCAUUUAGAGUACCGAUUUUAUAAGCAACUUGGAAGUGCAGCUGAAGGCCUUCCCCAAGUGUAUUACUUUGGACCGUGUGGAAAGUACAACGCCAUGGUACUAGAACUGCUUGGUCCGAGCUUGGAAGAUUUGUUUGACCUCUGCGAUAGGACGUUCACUUUGAAGACGGUGUUAAUGAUCGCCAUCCAGCUGAUAUCUCGGAUGGAAUAUGUGCAUUCAAAGAACCUCAUCUACCGAGAUGUCAAGCCAGAGAACUUCCUUAUUGGCCGGCAAGGCAAUAAGAAAGAGCACGUCAUUCACAUCAUAGACUUUGGAUUGGCGAAGGAGUACAUUGAUCCCGAAACCAAAAAACACAUACCUUACAGGGAACACAAGAGCUUAACUGGAACAGCAAGAUACAUGUCCAUCAACACUCAUCUCGGCAAAGAGCAAAGUCGUCGAGACGAUCUGGAGGCCCUUGGCCAUAUGUUUAUGUAUUUCCUCCGAGGCAGCCUGCCCUGGCAAGGAUUGAAGGCUGACACCUUGAAAGAGAGGUAUCAGAAGAUUGGGGACACAAAGAGAAACACUCCGGUUGAAGUUCUCUGUGAGAACUUCCCAGAGGAGAUGGCCACGUAUCUCCGUUACGUUCGGCGAUUAGACUUCUUUGAGAGACCAGACUACGAUUACUUGCGCACCAUCUUCACAGAGCUGUUUGAAAAGAAAGGCUACACCUUUGACUACAUCUAUGACUGGGUUGGCAGGCCAAUUCCUACUCCAGUGGGAUCCGUUCACAUAGAUUCCGGGACAUCUGCAGUAACAAGAGACAGCCACAUACACAGAGAUCGACCAUCGCAGCAGGCCCAUCGCAAUCAGGCACCAUCAGAUCGCCGAGGAGAGUGGGAGAUCCAGCCCAACCGGCAGACCAAUACCUCGUACCUGACAUCUCAUUUGGCUGCAGACCGGCACGGAGGAUCAGUGCAGGUGGUCAGCUCGACCAACGGGGAGCUGAACGUCGAUGACCCGACGGGGGCCCACUCCAACGCCCCGAUAACGGCGCAGGCAGAAGUGGAAGUGGUGGAGGAGGCUAAGUGCUGCUGCUUCUUUAAGAGGAAAAGGAAGAAGACGGCUCAGCGGCACAAGUGACCUGCCGGGGCCUGGCAGGGACAGC